Molecule: messenger RNA, 1734 nt
Organism: Gadus macrocephalus (Pacific cod)
Lineage: Eukaryota; Metazoa; Chordata; Actinopteri; Gadiformes; Gadidae
Exons: 2
Coding region: 63-818 (251 amino acids)
Molecular function (GO): metal ion binding
Source: RefSeq, a predicted model, not a curated record
CUACGUUUUAGCAUAGCUUCUAACGUGACCGAUCGUAACAUCGUGUGUUUUGUGAGGAGGGGAUGAACUCUCUGGUCGGCUACGGGGUGUCCUCUGACUCAGAGAGCGAAGAGGAUGGAGACCGUAACAACGGAACAAUUAGUUCCAAAGGAGUGACCCUAAAGGAAAAAACAGUCGUCACCAAGACGCGAAACUUCCUGUUGGAAUCUGGCUCUGCGUCCAGUGAGUCUGACGGUGACUCUGAACCAGAAGGAGAGGAUGCAACACGACCCUCUCCCCGGCGGCGUUCUUUAGCGGUGACUGCAUCAUCUCCAUCUACUCCUCACCGGCAACCACAACCUCCACCACCAGCCAUACGCUCUCUCCCUCCUCCACCUCCAAACAAACUCCCUCCCCCUCCGCUAGGCACCUGCGCGGGCAGCGGUGUGUUUGCCAACCCCUUCAAGGCACAAGCGGACCAGAAACUGAACGUGUUGCAGAAACACGUUCCGCUCACGAUGCAGGCCAAGCCUGCACUCAUCGGGGGCAAGAGGGUGUGUGUGGCGUACCGGAAGGACGGGCGCUGCAGGUUUGGCAUCAAAUGCAAGUACGCGCAUGACAGCGACCUCCAAAACCCACUCUCCGUCCACGGUGACCCCGGCCUGGAGAUGGCCGACUCCAGUCCGGGGGAGUCCCACCCGGCUGGCUCCAAAGGAGAGGACGAUGGACAGCCAGGCAAGAAGAGGAGGGUAGGACUGAGCAACACCCUGAUUCCUCCCAAGCGGGCCAUGAAGCAGUACGCGCAGCAGAAGGAGCGAGAUCGCCCCAAGAUGUCCUGAGCCUGUCCUACCAGUCGGUUGGUGUCACUGUAUUUAGUGUUUAAGGGCACGUACGUUAGCACCAGAUGAUGACAAGCGUUGUGGAUUAGCCCUUAUCAGCCAGGCCAGAAUCGUGAAAUUGCGAUUUGUGGGUAGGUGGAUGAUGGGUCAACCUAUCAGUCUACCCACUGGACAGUACCAACUGGUAGGCACCUAUCAAACAUAGAAGACACGCCCCCACAUGUCAUGUCACUGUAGGGUCAUGCCAUGCCCUUGUACCGUCUAUCCAAUACCACCUGGUGGUAUAGGAGGUUUCUGUUUAGGAUUUGUAUACUUGGGACUUAAUACAAUGUAUAUAUUUAUUCUGAUGUCCUUUUUUAGCGUUUCUCGAUUUCAAAGAUAAGCAUUGCUAUAGUUGAACUAAACAAAGACAAGGCAGCGUCUCACAAUGUAGACAUUUAGUGAUCUUAUAAACAGUUUAUUAUGUGAUGCUCUAUAUUGCGUAUGAGAAGGUUUAUUGGAGACACAACUUGGGGUUUUCAUAAUUGUUGCUUUAAAAAUAAAACUGCUUGAUCCAACAUAAAACCUCAAUUUUCUGAGACCAUUGAGUAUUUUCUGUUCUAUGCCUGUGAAACAACAUUAAUACAUUAUACAGAACCCCGAAUGUUGUUAAAUACAUUUGUCUACACUAGGGCUUUGACUCCGAACUUCGUUAUUCGAGUAUAUUCAUAAUAUUGUAAUGACCACGGAAGAGGCAGUGAAUAAAGUAUUGAUUAGACAGCGAUUUAUUAGAAACCUAAUAAACCGUUGGAACACGCAAGACCGGUAACCAUAGCAACGCCGGUAAACAAACCUCGCGAAGCCCAAUCCAGGUUUUACUGAAGGCAUUUAAUGGUCAAAAUAUUAAUAAAUAUUCGAAUAUAUUCGAAUAUUAAUA